GACGGGAGUGUGGUCCACACUGACUAGAUCAGACUGGCGCCGAGAGAACCACGCUCCCCUUUUUUUAUAUAUAUUUAUUUAUCCUGGCAGCCGCUCGGAGCCUGACCUCGGGGGGGCUCCGCCAGCCGCUGACGACCGUGCCAAUAACAGACUCAUUACUCUAAGUAGCCACUUGCACCUCAGCAGCGAUGUCGGGUGUUGUGCGAGGCCCCGCUGGGAACAACGACUGUCGGAUCUAUGUGGGGAACCUCCCGCCCGACAUCCGCACCAAGGACGUGGAGGACGUGUUCUACAAGUACGGGACGAUCCGAGACAUCGACCUGAAGAACCGGAGAGGGGGGCCGCCGUUCGCCUUCAUUGAAUUCGAGGACCCGAGGGACGCCGACGACGCGGUGUAUGGACGCGACGGUUACGACUACGACGGCUACAGACUGCGGGUGGAGUUCCCUCGGAGCGGCAGGGGCUCCAGAGGCGGCUUCGGAGGGAUCGGCGGAGCCCCCAGGGGCCGAUACGGGCCCCCGUCCAGACGCUCCGAGUACAGGGUCAUCGUGUCAGGGCUUCCUCAGAGCGGCAGCUGGCAGGACCUGAAGGACCACAUGCGCGAGGCAGGCGACGUGUGCUACGCGGAUGUUUUCAGAGAUGGGACGGGGGUUGUAGAAUUUGUCCGCAAAGAGGACAUGACCUAUGCUGUUCGAAAGCUGGACAACACCAAAUUCCGUUCUCAUGAGGGAGAGACUGCUUACAUUCGUGUGAAAUUAGACGGUCCCCGCAGCCCAAGUUACGGAAGAUCACGCUCCCGCAGCCGUGGCAGCCGGAGCAGAAGCCGCAGUCACAGCGUCAGCCGCAGUCGAAGCAAUUCCCGCGGCCGCGGCAGAGGAUCGCCCCGCUACUCGCCUCGUCACAGCCGCUCUCGCUCCCGUUCCUAAACCUUUCUACCACAGAUGUUUUCCCCUUUUGAUGUAUGCCCUCUCUGUUUUACAUCCCCAUGAGUUUCUCCAGAUGUCAACCAUUGACUUUACAUUUUUUCCAUUUCAUGUCCCGAUGUCCUUGUGGAUGAUCUUGGUAUGUAGAUGUAUCUCCUCCCCUUUCUUCGGCCUCUCCAGAUGCUUCCUCUUGUUUUCGCCCUCUCUCCUUUUUGUCCUCUCAGUUUUUGCAACAUAAGAAAUUGUGCUGUGUUGAACUUCAAAAAUGUUGAGUUAUAAUAAUGAACUCAGGGUUUUUGCAAGUAUUGAAAAUUGAGUUUUAAUUCCUUUUUGUUUUUUUUAAAUCAUAUCAUUGGAAAUGUGGGUUUGGGCUUGUUUGGAUGAAGAGCCAGAUGCUUAACUGUAUUUUACCCUUGUGUCUUCCUUUAGACAUCUGAAGAGAAGGAUUAAAGUGAUUUGGAAUAAAACCAUUGUGGAGCACAUUUCAUUUGUAUGGUCAGGAUAGGACAUUGAGGAGCAAUCAGGUCGAGGCAAUGGUACGCUUCAUAUUCCAUAAAUUGAACGUUUUGAUUGGUUGCCAUAUCAUGCAUGUCAUAUUUAACAAAGCCAUAUGUGCUGUACUUUGUUAUACAUAUAUAUGGAAUUUUUAACAUGCUACUCUGAGCUGUGACAGAUAGCAGUUGUAGAUCAAGUGUUGUGAUGUAAGUGUAAAAUCUUUGCUUUCAAAUGUAAAAAUCUGAUUCACUACUUUGUCGCCAAAGCGCCCCACUUCUGACUUAAAUGUCCUCAAAUGUUUUUUACUUCAGGCAGUGAUAGUUUUUGUGGCAUUUUUUUCUUGAUCUGACAUGAGUGCUCAACAUGGAAAAAAAAUAGGCCCAAAAAUUUUGACAUUUUAUUCUAACGGUCUGCCUCUGAUUUUCUUCCUGGUAUUUCAAGGUUUUGAUUGGAGGAGUGGCUCAGUGGAUCCCAAUCCUUGGAGCUGGAUGAGUGGAUCGAUUAGGGAAGGGAUAGGCAAGGAUGGAUGCUCGGAACGGGAUCAGUUUUCCAGGAUUCAAAUGAGUUGAAUUCAGAACUAAGUAACGUGGAGUCCCAGAGCAACUUUUUUUCUAUUAGGCCCUCCCCCAGUCUAUCUUUAAAGUUUUUCAGUGAUAAUGGCUUUAUUUUACAAGAAAACGAAACUGAGGACCAGGAAGUUGGAUCAAAGGAUGGAAUCGUAGAUGCCUGGUAUGAAGGAAUUGAUUACAAAUUGGGGCGGUUGGGAAGGGGUUUCAUUUGGGAGUAGUUUGUAUGUUUUAAUUUGCUUAAUCUUUUAUUUUUCCUUAUAGCGUUUUCAAUAAAACAUUUCAAAACAA
Molecule: messenger RNA, 2275 nt
Organism: Scophthalmus maximus (turbot)
Lineage: Eukaryota; Metazoa; Chordata; Actinopteri; Pleuronectiformes; Scophthalmidae
Gene: srsf1a
Product: serine and arginine rich splicing factor 1a
Exons: 4
Coding region: 189-926 (245 amino acids)
Cellular component (GO): cytoplasm; ribonucleoprotein complex; nucleus
Molecular function (GO): mRNA binding
Source: RefSeq, a predicted model, not a curated record